AUGAAGUUGCUAAGUUGGAUGCGAACAAUAAAGCAAAAUGGCUUAUUAUACCCAUCAAAGGAGUUUAAAGGUGAUAUAUGUUGUCUGAGAGCUCAAGUGUCCUCUGAAGUCCAAGACAUCCGUACAAACUCCUUCUCCUUCUCCUUCUCCGGACAAUCUCACGACUUGAAUCCACAGGAAACUGAUGAGGAACUCCGGUUUGAUGAAGACACAUUCAGCGGAUUUCUGGCGAUCGGGACGCUCGGUAGAGAUCCUGAAACACCGAAAUUCGCAGCUUCGGUCGCAGAAGAAGAUGUAACGGGAGCACAGAAAGAGAUGGCAAAGCUCAUCACUGAGAAACUAGACAAGUUUCUUGAGGAAUCUCCUGAGGAUUGUAGCAUUCAGCUGGUAGAGAGAUCGAGUGGAGAAGGAGAUAGAGAAAGAGAUGUAUGUUUUCUACAAGGUUAUGAUCUCUUUCAAUCAUCGACUGAGCUUGCAAAGAGAAGCAAUGAAGCAAAGAAGAACAAGAGUGUACUUGCAAGACUCUUCAAGAGGAGAAAGAGAGUAGAAGGAGAGUGUAACUCCAUGGAGAAACAUGGAACAAGAGAUUUGAUUAAAAAGGUUUUCGAAAAGCUUCAUGGGUCUUCUUCAAAGAUAAGAAAUUACGACGAUGAUGUUGAUGAUGAUUCUAUGCCUAAGAAGAAAGAUCUCAGAAAGAGUGCUCAAAUCUUCCGAAGGAAAGUCCACCCUGUUCUCUAUACACCUGCAGCAGACGAUGACAAUAUAGAUGACAGAAGAAGCUGCAUCAACCGCUGCGAUCUCAAUGUCCCAAGUUCGAUCUCGGAAGCGAACAGGAACAUAGAAAACUGGAUCAAGACUGACGCAGAGUAUCUUGUUUUGGAACUGUGA
Molecule: messenger RNA, 888 nt
Organism: Microthlaspi erraticum
Lineage: Eukaryota; Viridiplantae; Streptophyta; Magnoliopsida; Brassicales; Brassicaceae
Source: the annotation of a GenBank genome assembly